This is a messenger RNA of Danio aesculapii, 1424 nucleotides long. RefSeq names its product PC4 and SFRS1 interacting protein 1a (gene psip1a). The transcript has 14 exons. The record is from RefSeq and is a predicted model, not a curated record. Gene Ontology annotation, cellular component: nucleus. Lineage: Eukaryota; Metazoa; Chordata; Actinopteri; Cypriniformes; Danionidae. Gene Ontology annotation, molecular function: double-stranded DNA binding; transcription coregulator activity. The coding region runs from base 1 to 1140 and encodes 379 amino acids. Gene Ontology annotation, biological process: regulation of transcription by RNA polymerase II.
AUGAAGAUUGAUGAGAUUCCAGAUGGUGCUGUCAAACCAUCAAAUAUAAAAUUUCCCAUCUUCUUUUUUGGUACUCAUGAAACAGCAUUCCUGGGUCCUAAAGACAUAUUCCCAUAUUUGAUCAAUAAAGACAAAUAUGGCAAACCUAACAAAAGGAAGGGUUUCAAUGAAGGCUUGUGGGAAAUUGAAAACAAUCCUAAAGUGGAGCUUAAUGGACACAAGGUAACAAAGGCUGGAGAAGUUUCAGUUAAAGAUUUGAGCAGCAAUGAAGAGGGAGAUGAUGAGAAGAGGACAAAGUCAGCUCAAAUUGCUCACAGUGAGGGGCUGGAGGAGGAGGACAUUGAAAAGGAAGAUGGUGGUGACAUGGACGUUUCUGAUCAGAGACUUGUUAAAGAUGAAGACCCAUCACAGAAAGAUUCGACAAAUGUCUCUGCCAAAGCUAAAAGAGGAAGGAAGAGAAAGAGUGAUGCUGAACAAGACUCUGAUACAGAAAAUUCAAGCCCAACUGCAGGCGGUCCUGGUUUAGAUUUUUUAUCAGCAGGUACAUCAAUUAUGUUACUGAAGCGCAGAGGAAGGAAAUCUAAAACAGAGAAGUCAAUAAUACUACAACAACAGGCUUCAAAGGAAUCACCAAGGUUAGGUAAAGAUGGAAAGAGAGAUGAUAGAAAAUGUGACAAAAGAAAGGAGUCCACACUGCAGAAGUUGCACGGGGAGAUUAAGACAUCAUUGAAGAUUGGUAAUCUAGAUGUAAGGAAAUGUGUACAUGCAUUGGAUGAGUUAAGCUCACUACAUAUUACCACUCAACAUCUUCAGAGACAUUGUGAACUCAUAGCAACUCUGAAAAAGGUCUGCAGGUUCAAAUCCAGCCAGGAUGUGAUGGACAAAGCCAUUAUGCUUUAUAAUAAGUUUAAAAGCAUGUUUUUAAUGGGAGAAGGAGAAUCAGUGCUAAGUCAGGUGCUCAAUAAAAGUCUGACUGAACAGAAACUAUUUGAAGAAGCCAAGAGGGGAGUUCUAAAAAACACAGAACAAACCAAAGAGCAGAAAGAUACCAAAAUUUUGAAUGAAGACUUCAACUCAGAAGAGGAUGCUGAGACAGAGAAGGACAAAUCAGGAGGAAAUAUCUUAUCUAUGUGUGAAUAAUCCUGCAGAAGAGUCUGUCUGAAAAUGUUUGUUCACUGACGCCACGAAUCUCAGCUUCCCAGCCAGAAGAUCAUCAUAUUGCAAGCAUCUUUUUAGUGUUAGAUUUACUGUUUACUGCCUCUAAGUCAAAUUUUUAACAGUGCAGUUAUCUAAUCUAUUUAGUGAAAAUGUGUCAACGUUUAGCAUUUAGUUUUUGCUUUAUAUCUAAACCUGUGUUUAUUUUAAUAGUUGAUCCUUGCUUGUGUUUGUGUUUAGACUGCUUUAAUAAAAACUGUUUAAUCUUA